CUUCAAGCGACGCCAUGACUAUAUCCAGCACAUGCGGAAUGUCCACAAUAUCAUCGUGCCCGCCCGCCCUAAAUACGUUCGUGGCAAUCAGGAUCGCACAGUCACCCAGUACCGUGAACUCAAGCCAAAGCUUCAACAUGAAGCUCGGAGAGACAGCCAGGGGCAGACAUCGAGGGAACUUCCGCCCGCACCUGGACAAAUAGAACCUGAACGAAGAAUACCUCGAUCCCAGGUUCCGACCACACUAGCCCAACCGGCCAUGUCCCGACCAGCGCCAGUUCGACCACAGGUGUCCCAACUAUUCUUACCCCAACCAGCUCUGUCUCGGUCAACAACGCCGCAACAGGUGCCCCCAUACCAAAUCCCACCACCUCUCCAGCCUCUGCCUCCACACGUACCCGACUUCUAUUAUACACAUGGCCCUGCCUUCAGACCCGAAGUUUUGCAACAUCCAGUGAAUGCAGUCCCAAGAGUAAUACCUGGGUUUCCCCCUGUCAACGCUCAACCACAAAACCCAGGUAUUCGCCUUUCCAUUGAACAGGUACGACGCUUGCGUGCAGCUCCCACUGCUCAAGACCAACAGGAGUUUCUUCUCGAGGUCGUUAGGGCCCAGGCUAGACACAGCGGAGAUAAUCAAUUCGCUGAGCUCAUGGCUGCGAUGAUACGACCUCAUAGAUUCCGGCAGCGCGGGCAGUCUUGUGCUGGACGGCACGGACUCACGGGUGCGCCAACCACCUCAGGGGUACAACCCCAGCCUACUGGGCACGGUGGCCCUGUUCAAGGGGGGCAGUUUGCUUCGUACCCUCCGCCGAACCAUCACCUUUCUGGUGAUAUAGGUAUCUAGUACGGCUGCUUGUUCUAGAUCAUUGGUAUGUUCUAGCAUAGCUGUUAUGAGUUUGCGUUUCUUUCUUUCUUUCUUUGUGGAGUUUUCUGUUUGGGUGGC
Xylaria bambusicola is the source of this 943-nucleotide messenger RNA. RefSeq lists its product as uncharacterized. NCBI's taxonomy places the organism in Eukaryota, Fungi, Ascomycota, Sordariomycetes, Xylariales, Xylariaceae. Bases 32 to 844 code for a protein of 270 amino acids. The transcript has 2 exons. The record is from RefSeq and is a predicted model, not a curated record.